Molecule: messenger RNA, 2485 nt
Organism: Rubroshorea leprosula
Lineage: Eukaryota; Viridiplantae; Streptophyta; Magnoliopsida; Malvales; Dipterocarpaceae
Source: the annotation of a GenBank genome assembly
AUUGUAUUGCUUCAUCUGUUGAAUGCCCAAUUUUUUUCCUUUUUUCAUUUUCACUUUCUCAUGAAAUUACAGGCGGCAUGGAGCAUCGGCAACCUCAUGCUCAAAGACUCUGCAACCUUAUCGUACGUAAUCCAAAACUUAGCUCAAACCAAACAGUUACAGAAAGGAAAACAGUUUCACGCUCAGCUGAUUUCUACUGGAUACCCGCUAUCUACAUUUCUCACCAAUCAUCUCCUCAACUUGUACUCGAAAUGCGGAUGUAUAGACUAUGCGGACAAACUGUUCGAAAGAAUGCGUCAAAGAAAUUUGGUUUCUUGGACUGCUAUGAUAACUGGGUUUUCUCAAAAUUUAGAGUACUUGGAGGCGGUGAGAACCUUCUCGCAAAUGCGAUUUGCCGGAGAAAGCCCGACCCAGUUUGCAUUUUCCAGUGUUAUUCGAGCUUGCGUGUCACUUGGGUCUAUUGAGUUAGGGUGGCAGAUUCAUUGUCUUGCGUUGAAAUGUGGAUUUGGUUUUGAUAUGUUUACGGGUAGUAAUUUGGUGGAUUUGUAUUCGAAGUGUGGGUUCAUGAUUGAUGCUUGUAAGGUUUUUGAAGAGAUGGAGUGUAAGGAUGAGGUGUUGUGGACCACGCUGAUUGAUGGGUAUGUGAAGAAUGGUAAUUUUGAGGAUGCCUUAUUAGCAUAUAAAAGGAUGAUUGAUGAUGGUAUUAUGGUAGAUCAUUAUGUUCUUUGUAGUACUUUAAGUGCUUGCGGGGCUCUUAAGCCUUUUAAAUUUGGAAAGUGCCUUCAUUGUUUUAUUGUGAAAAUGGGAUUUGAGGGUGAGAUUUCUGUGGGUAAUGCUCUCACAGACAUGUACUCGAAAAUGGGAGAUAUGGAAAGUGCUUCAAAUGUUUUUGGGAUUGAUUCUGAAUGUAGAAAUAUUGUGUCAUAUACUUCCUUGAUUGAUGGGUAUGUUGAGAUGGAUCAAAUUGAAAAGGCUUUGACUGUUUUUGCUGAGUUAUGGAGAAAAGGUAUUGAACCUAAUCAGUUCACCUUCUCUAGUUUGAUCAAGGCUUGUUCUAACCAAGCUUUACUUGAACAAGGGACCCAACUUCAUGCUCAAGUGAUCAAGUUGAAUUUGGAUAAAGACUAUUUUGUUUCUUCAGUACUAGUUGAUAUGUAUGGAAAAUGUGGGUUGCUUGAUGAUUCAGUUCAAGUGUUUGAUGAGAUUGAAAGCCCAAGUGUAAUUGCAUGGAAUUCAAUGAUAAGUGUUUUAGCUCAGCAUGGAUUCGGAAAAGAUGCAAUGGAAACAUUCUGUAGGAUGAAAAAUAAUGGUGUUGAACCAAAUUCAGUUACAUUCGUCAGUCUUUUAAUAGGUUGCAGUCAUGCUGGAUUAGUCGAGGAAGGUUUAAAUUUAUUUUAUUCUAUGGACAGAAGUUAUGGGGUAAUGCCUAGAGGAGAACAUUACUCUUGUGUUAUUGAUUUACUUGGACGGGCUGGAAAGCUCAAAGAAGCCGAAGAAUUUAUAAAUAGCAUGCCCUUUAAACCAAAUGCUUUUGGAUGGUGUUCUUUCCUUGCAGCCUGCAAGAACCAUGGUGAUAAAGAGAGAGCUAAACUUGCAGCCGAAAACCUGAUGCAACUUGAACCUGAAAACAGUGGAGCUCAUGUUAUGCUUUCAAAUAUUUUUGCAAAGGAAAAGCGAUGGGAAGAUGUGAGGACACUUAGGAAGAUGAUGAGAGAUGGCAAUGUGAAGAAGAUGCCAGGUUAUAGCUGGGUUGAUGUUGGAAACCAAACUCAUAUUUUUGGAGCCGAAGACUGGUCUCAUCCCCAACAGAAAGAAAUUUAUGAGAAGCUCGAUACUCUUCUUGAUGAGAUAAAGAAGGCUGGAUAUGUUCCUUGCACAGAUUCCAUUCCAUUGGAUAUGGAAGAUUCUCUGAAGGAGAAAAUACUUCAGCGUCAUAGUGAGAGGAUUGCAGUCGCAUUUGCCCUACUAAGCUUGCCAGUUGGGAAACCUAUUAUUGUGAAGAAAAACUUACGGGUAUGCUCAGAUUGUCAUUCUGCAAUUAAGUACAUAUCUAAGGUGGUUGGAAGAAAGAUUAUUGUCAGGGAUAAUAGUAGAUUUCACCAUUUUGCUGAUGGGUUGUGUUCCUGUGGAGAUUUUUGGUAAAUUCUCUAAAGCUUCAUGUACUGCAAGCAUUACAUCCCUCAUCAUCGAUGAGAUGUGAGUACUGAUCUCAGCCAAAGAUUUGCAAACCUUCUUCAUCUGCUUUCUCUGCCUUUUAAAACUGGAUAUGCCGAUGACUAGGGAAGGAAGUGCAGCUGAAGAUGAAUGUAAUUUAGGAUAUAAAGGGAGCUGAUCAUGAGAUAAGGUGAUUGCUGAUAAGGAUUUGAAGAACUUCCUACACGGUAUGCAGUGGAAAGAGGGCUCGACUAAAUGAGGCAAAACUUGUGAGAAAAAAAAAAUCAUUUUUCCUUUUUGUUUAUUUUCAAAAUUCCAUACUUUACAGUGU